Messenger RNA from Corylus avellana, 1585 nucleotides. RefSeq names its product Tetratricopeptide repeat (TPR)-like superfamily protein. Gene Ontology annotation, biological process: RNA modification. NCBI's taxonomy places the organism in Eukaryota, Viridiplantae, Streptophyta, Magnoliopsida, Fagales, Betulaceae. Gene Ontology annotation, molecular function: protein binding; RNA binding. The record is from RefSeq and is a predicted model, not a curated record.
CAUCAUCGGUCUUAUUUUAAUACAAUAUUUAAAGUAAGGCUUAUGAUAAAAUAUAGUUUAUAGUAUUACUCAGAAAUCAAGUUUCUCAAAUGCAGCAAAUGUAGCAAGCACUAGGAAUUUGAGUAGAAAAUAAGCUCAUUUUGGUGCAUGCCUUUUUGCAGUUAUAAAAAGGAAGGAGUUGUGUGGAUUACUUGUGUUGGCUAAAAUGGAAGCAAGAGUAGCAACUCCUUCCUCAUCAUACUCUUACAGAAACAACACAAACAGCAACAGCAGUUUAAUUAACCAUCCUUCAGCUUCCAAGCCUCCAGUCCUUCAAAUUCGAUUCCCUCUACGCAGCCCCGAACAGCAUGUGCAUAUCAUUAACGACGAAACUGAUAAUUCAAAAACAACCAGACUUCCUCAAAACGACAUCAUUAAGAGUAGCAGAAGAAGCCGGAGGAAGAAUAAUAAGAAGAGCAGCUGCAGCAGCACCUCCUCGGAUGUUUUGCGGUUGAUGGAUAGCCUUGGCCUUCGGAUACCCCCUGAUAUCUAUGCUUCUCUCAUCCGAGAAUGCACUCUCGCUGCCGACUCCACGAGAGCUGCGGAGUUGCAUUACCAUAUCUCCCGGAGCGGCCUCAGAGCUCCCUUAUCUUUGCUCAACCGGCUUCUCCUUAUGUACGUGUCAUGCGGCCUUUUGGACACUGCCCGCCAGUUGUUUGACCGAAUGACCCUUAAGAAGAACUUCAUCUCUUGGGCCACCAUGAUCGUGGGUUAUGCCAACGAUGCCAACUACGACGAAGCCAUAAGUUUGUUUGUCAAAAUGCAAUACCAAUUCACCAUGUUGGAAUUUCCCACGUGGAUCAUAGUGUGUGUUCUCGAGGCAUGCGUUUGUACUAGGAAUAUGGGACUGGGAAAGCAGGUUCAUGGGUGCUUGCACAAGUUGGGUAUUGCAAAUCAUGAUUUGUUUCUCACCAGUUGCUUAAUCGAAUUUUAUGGGAAAUUGAAGUGCAGAGAAGGGGCUGACUUUGUUUUUAAUCAACUGUCGAUUCACAAUACCAUGACUUGGACGGCCAGAAUCAUUAGCAGCUGUAGGGAAGAGCAUUUCCGUGAUGUUUUCAGUUAUUUUAAGGAGAUGGGUAGGGCAGGAAUAAAGAAGAGCACCUUUACGUUUUCCAGCAUUCUGAGGGCAUGUGGUAGGAUUCAGGAUGAUGGAAUCUGCGGUCGGCAGGUCCAUGCCAAUGCCAUCAAGCUUGGGGUGGAUAGGGAUGCUUUUGUGCAGUGCGGGUUGGUUGACAUGUAUGGAAGAAGUGGGCUACUGAGGGAUGCAAAACUGGUGUUUGAGAUGGUUGAUGACAAGAGAAACGUUGCAUGUUGGAAUGCAAUGGUUGCCGGGUACAUGCGGAAUGGCUUCAAUAGUGAAGCCAUCAAGUUUCUGUAUCGGAUGAAAGCAGCUGGUGUAUUGCCCCCAGAAUCUUUGAUCAAUGAACUGAGGAUUGCAUGUGGGAAUGAAUGAUACAUCAUAUAGCAGAAAGAAAGAAAUGUAUGUAUUUCAACAGGAAACUCUCCUGUCUACCCAAAUCCAAUCCCAUCACUAAACGCCAUGGUU